Molecule: messenger RNA, 607 nt
Organism: Brassicogethes aeneus
Lineage: Eukaryota; Metazoa; Arthropoda; Insecta; Coleoptera; Nitidulidae
Source: the annotation of a GenBank genome assembly
GAAGAAGAACUAUCUAUUAACUGGUGAGGUUAUGUUUCCAUGAUCUUAAAAUCACAGUCCCUGUUUAAAAUGCCUAAAGUAAGCGAUAUAGAGAAGUGCAAGCACCCUAACAGCAGAAAAACCAAAGCGUUGGCAAAACAAAUAAAAAAACAAAAAUCAAGGGAUAAGAGCAAACUAGCUGGAAAUAUAAAAUUAAAUCUACUAGGUGAAAAAAUGUUAUGGUUUAAAGAACAUUUGAACCCAAAUUGGGUUGUAUGUAUGCCAGAAGAUGUAACAACUUUAAUUGAAAAGUAUUUGUGUAGAUUUGAUGAUGAACUGGAACAAAUUAAAAUUAAGCACUCAAUAGGAAAUAGAAAAAACCGCCAACACGCUAAUAGAGAAGAUAUCAUAAAACUUACAGUUAAAGGUGAACAUGAACAAUUUGUAGGCUGUGGAUUAGAAAUACCCGACUUAUUAGAUGCGCGACAAUUUAAUAUGCUAAAGGAGUGGAAUGGGGAAUUAAGAUUCUUACAGAAUUUUAAAAUAAAAAGAUACAGCAGAAAAAAUUUAGAAGAGGAACGGAAAAAACUACAAUAACUACCUAUUUGUUUUAAAUAAUAUAGCUGAU